ACGCAGGACCCCCUGCCGCUGUGGCUUCAGAUUUCCUAGAGCUCGUGCGCGACCGAUUGCAACUGAAUUUGCGCUAUGGGAAGCCGUCCCUCUUUGCGCCGAGGAGCCACAGAAGCUCAGUGCCUUCAGCAGCAGCAGGUAGUCUUUGGAGGAAGUGAGGAGCUUUAUGAGUGGAGGUGUGGGUUCUAGACAUCAUUUCUCUGUGAGUGGAUGGGAAUCGAGGAGUGAUUCUUGCACACCAUGUACAAGUCGCUGAGAGCUGUGCCUUUUCGGCGAAGCCUCUCUGCAACGAAAAGAGUGUUGGCCCCUCAGUCAGUUGCUGCAAUAACCGAGGACGCCCAUAAAUCACAGAAUUCGUCCACGGUAGGACAAGAAGCUACCGAAAGUGCCCUCGGAUUGACACAAACAGGUGUUCAAAGGAUAGAUAAUUUAACCCGCCGAGUUUCUCGAGAUAUAAAAUUAGGGAGGGAUGAGGUUGCCACGAGACUGCUACCUCGGAUGGGAUCACAAGACAGACCCGCCACAGUGGUCUAUUGUAAUUAUCUACUCAACAGUUGCGCACGUGCCAGGAACUUAAACAUGGCAAAGGAGGUUUACAGGUUUAUGGAAAGAAAUGGGUUGAGAAUGAACGAGAUUUCAUAUGGGUGCUUCCUGCGCACCCUCUGCCGGACUGGGCAAUUGGAUGAAGCCUUGGAAUUGUUGUCCGUACUUUCUAGAAGCAAAGGAGUUAAGGCAAACCUUGUUAUGUAUAAUACAGUCCUUAACGGUUGCAGUCUAGCCAAGAGCAAAGUUCAUGCCGAUAAGUGUUUGGCGUUGAUGGACAGACAAGGGGUGGCUAAAGAUGAGAUGUCCUAUGUUGAGCUCAUCAAGCUCUCAGGACUAUUGCAGGACACUUCGAGUGUGAAACGCUGGUGGGAGGAACUUGUCACGAAAGGGGAACUGAGUCCAUCAUCUCGCUGUACUGCCAUCGUUGCGUUGUGUCGAUCAAGAGCUCUUCCAGAAGCCCUUACAGCGCUAACGGAAAUGUCUAACAUCUUGUCAGCUAAUUCUUCAUUCCAUCUUCUACCUGGAAAAAGAAGUCGUCCUCCUAGAUCUGAAACAGAAUCUGAUACGAGAGAAGAGUUGUCUUCAAGUCAGAGUGAGCGACGUUCAGAACCACAUACUGGUCAUGAUAUACCAGGUUCGAGCGAGGCUCAACCUUUGACUGGGUUUCAUCACUGGGAAGUGCGGAAGGAACUUCAGGACGCCUUCAAUGCUCUCAUAAAUGCUGCUGGUCAGGCCGGCCAACACAAACUAGCAGAAUCAUUAUUCUCUGAGAUGAGGAAUUUGGGGUUGAGACUCAGCAUAUACACAUUCAAUGCGCUAUUGAGGGCUGUUGUAGAAGGGCGGGGCGUCUCACAUGCUCUUCGAGUGGUCAGAAGUAUGGAGGCAGUCGGAGUGCGCCCUGAUACACACACAUUUACCACUCUCUUGGAUGGUUAUAGCCGUAGUGGGAAAUUAGAUAAGGCUGAAGCAUUACUUGCUAAAAUGGAAGAUAGUAAACCAAAUCAAAGGCCUUCUAUCUAUACGUACAACAUCCUCAUUAAGGCUUGCGCUUCUAAGAAUGAUCCAGAGAGAGCACUGCGAGUAUUCGCGAAAAUGAAAGAGUCGGGAACGGCUCCCGAUAGUCACACCUACUGUGCUCUGCUGAGUGCAUGUGGAGCUGUGUCUGGAAGGCCAGAUUUAUCUGAUGCGUGGUCUCGCAAGGAGGUUGCACAGAGAGUGAUAGCUAUAGAGAAAGAUAUGGCUCAAUCAGGUGUACAUCACACAGCAGCAUCCGUUUCUGCCUUGAUGAGUGUACUUGGGUCAGAGGGCAUAGUGGAUGCAAUGCUUCAGAACUUGCGUGCUUGCCAAGAGACGGAUCUUACUACCAGGAAGAAAUUGUUGGAUACAACGGCUUACAACACUGCUAUGAAUGCUUUUGUACAAUCAAAGAAGUUUGACGAAGCAUGGGAUAUUUUCACGGAAAUGAGGUCACUUGACGUAAGACCUGAUAUCUACACGUACAAUAUUCUCAUUAAUGCCUGCUCCCACAAGCAAAGUGUGUCGACUGCUCUUGAGCUGAUGGAUAUCAUGCGCAAAGCUAAGAUUGCUCCUGAUCUGAUUACUUACAAUUCACUUAUCAAGGUCAUGUGUCAUUGUGGAGAGUUAGAUUCAGGGCUGCGAGUUUUAGGAGAGAUGCAAGACGCAGGUGUGCAGCCUGAUGUUACCACUUUCAACACCUUGCUUGCUUCUGCAUCCUAUCAUAAACGGAAGGGACUUGCCGAGUACCUUGUUGAGGAGAUGAGACUUUGUAAUGUUGCGCCAGAUACACACACUUGUUCCCAAGUGAUUUCCUUAUACAUGCGCUCUGGGAAUUUGGCAGAGGCCUCUGAAGCUCUCUCUGUUCUAAGCUCGCGAAUGCGAAAGCCAAUGGGAACUCAGCAGGGAGUAACUGAAGAGGACGAGAAUGCCAGUUCUGAUAAAGAUAGUGACGAAGAGUUGGAAGCAGCUUUGCUAUCUCCUGAGCCUGAAGCGCAUGCAGUCUACACAUCUACUUUAGCAGGAGUGAUUCAAGGGCCGCAUGAUGCUUCAUACAUAGAAAAUUCAACUUGGGCAACGCGGCUGCGAGAGCAACAUGAGCUAUGGAAUCGUGGACUCCAGAAAGGUACCACGUAGUCCAGAUAGUGGCGAUGAAUCCUCUCUAGUUGCACUAGGUAGAGCAAUUUUGAAGCUUUAGUCAGGAUACGUUUCUAAGAGUGAAUUACUUAAGGACCGUGGGUCAUGUUCCUCAUGGUCCUGGUGCGCUGUUAUUAGAUUUAUUGCGAAGAGGGAGUCGUACUGCCAUUAUUGUAGUCCGUGAUGUUACUACCGCAUUGUUACGCUAGCACAAGUCCCCUUGGAAAGGCUCACCAUGAAUUUGUGGCAAUAUUCACCUGGGUACUGACGAAGUGAAGGAUCUCGCAUGCUUUUGAUCAGUCUUGUCGAGGGAGGACGGUGACAUGGAUAAAAGCAGUAGUAUUAUAAAGGUGCUUACAAUUAGAAAACAAUUGAAGCUUUUGGUUUCUCCAAGGGUGUCUGCGUUU
Messenger RNA from Physcomitrium patens, 3104 nucleotides. NCBI's taxonomy places the organism in Eukaryota, Viridiplantae, Streptophyta, Bryopsida, Funariales, Funariaceae. The record is from RefSeq and is a predicted model, not a curated record.